AUGGUGCUGUGUGCAGCUCACCCUCAUCAUUGGCCCGAUCUCUCCAAGUAUAAGCUGCUUAUCAUUCAAACGGCUCGUCAUUUUUCUAGUUCAGCUUGGUUAGAGUAUGACCUGGCGUUCAGAAAGGAUGCAGCUGCCUCUGGCCUCAGUGACUGGUCAAGGAUGAACUUAGACCUAUACAACUUUCACUUAAGGUCUCCAGCCAUGGCCUCACCCCCGCCACCUUGGUCGUCUUCUUCCACGGCAUCAUCUCCACUUCCUGCCGCCCUCCGUGACACCAGCGUGGUCCCUCCUUUUUGCCAUUCAUGGAAUGACGGGCAGUGCCGCUGGCCCUUUGGUAGGUGCAAAUAUCGACACCGCUGCAGUAACUGUGAGGGUGAACACACCCAGAUCAAUUGUCCAUUUCCCAACUCCUCUAGCGCACGAUCCUGAUCUCCCCAACCCGGGGGAAGAGGGGGACGGUACUGAAUGGGCAGUUUUGCCCGGUGAGGCUUGUGUACAUAGUGUAAAUAGUUCUGUUGCGUCGUCAAGGGGGCAGCGUGAUCUGCGUUCCUCUGUGAAGCCGUCUUGUUCUGUUACAGUUCCAGUUAGUAUACCCAGCGUUGCAGUUUCGGUUCAUUCUUUCUCGCCAUUAGCCCCAGCCUCCCAGGUCUCUCCAUUACGGUUGGCUCAAUUUCAGACAGAGCUGCAGCAUCAUCCUGACCAGGCAGCAGUGGCCUAUGUGUUGUCCGGAUUACGUGAGGGUUUUCGUAUUGGCUUUGAGUCGUCCAUGGUCAAUCUGAAGUCCGCUUCUUCGAACAUGCGUUCCUCCUUCGAGCACCCAUUUGUGAUAGACUCCUACUUGCAGACCGAAGUUUCCUCCGGCAGGGUGGCUGGCCCCUUUUCAGCCCCUCCUUUUCCUUCUCUACACAUCAGCCGCUUUGGGGUCAUUCCCAAGAACAAUCAACCGGGCAAAUGGCGUCUCAUCCUUGACCUCUCCUCUCCUGUUGGGCACAGCGUGAACGAUGGCAUUCCCAAGCCUCCCUUCACAGUGCAGUAUGUUUCAGUCGAUGCAGUUAUUGAGGGCAUCAUGGCGUGGGGUCGCGGAACACUAAUGGCUAAGUUUGAUGUGGCCAGUGCAUACCGGAAUGUGGCUAUCCAUCCCGACGAUCGCCCCUUGCUGGGGAUGCAGUGGCGUGGGAAGUACUUUGUCGAUCUGGUUCUCCCGUUUGGGUUGCAUUCAGCGCCAUUUAUUUUCUCUUCUAUUGCGGACCUGGUUGAAUGGAUCUUGGUUCAUAAUUAUGGCGUGGACUUCCCACGCCACUACCUGGAUGACUUUUUUUACCCUUGGUCCACCGUCAUCCCCGCUCUGCCACUUCUAUUUACUUACCUGUGUUCGCCUUUUGCGAAAGGCUUGGUCUCCCCUUCAUCCUGACAAGGUAGAGGGACCGACGACUUGCUUAACUAUCCUCGGAUUGAACUCGACUCCGAUAGGCUUGAGGCUCGCCUGCCCACGGAUAAAAGAGACCGGAUUGUUGCCUUACUUGAAGAGUGGUCCACAAAGCGUUUCUGUAAGAGGCGGAGUUGGAAUCCUUGAUUGGCCACCUCCAUCAAGCCUGCAAGGUCGCCCCCACAAGGGAGGACUUUUCUUCGCCGGAUGAUUGACUUGCUUUGUGCCUUCCGCCUGGACGAUCACCCCAUCAGGCUAAACCAAGAAUUCCGUCGGGACCUUACCUGGUGGCGGGAGCUUUUUUCAAACCUGGGAUGGCCUCAGUUUCUUUUGCAUGCCCACGUGGGCGCCCGUCCCGGUUUCCAAGUCUCGUCCGGAUGCUGCAGGGUCACUGGGCUAUGGGGCUAUUUUUAACACCAAGUGGUUUUGCGGCGCUUGGUCUAUGGAGCAACGGUCGUUAUCGAUUGCGUGCAAGGAGCUCUUCCCCAUCGUUGUAGCCGCCGCCUUAUGGGGUUCUCAGUGGGGCUCUCGGCGGGUCGAGUUCCUGUGCGACAAUGAGUCAGUGGUGGCUGUACUUAAGUCUGGCACUUCACGGGACCACCUCUUGCUCGUCAUUUAUCCUUGCUGGCUAUCGCCACUCAUUUAUGUUCUGGCGUCUUCAGUUCACGGCUUGGCCAAUCCAGUAGCUGACUCCCUCUCACGCUUUCAAUUUCAGCGUUUUUAAAUAGUCUGGCACCUCAAGCCGACCUGACUCCUGUGUGAUUCCAGUCGCUGCUGGCCGCACUCCAGGCGUGUUGACCCAGAAGUGUCAGUUUCUGCUCUCCCAGGGACUUGCGCCCUCCACUCGGCGUGUUUAUCUCUCUGCUCAGCGUCGCUAUAUUGAUUUUUUGCCGCCGGGAUGGUCGCCUUUAACAGCGAUGGCUCCUUCCCUCCUGCCGAUGAGGAGACUCUCAUGCGCUUUGCUUCACUCUUGGCCGACAACUUGA
This is a messenger RNA of Porites lobata, 2415 nucleotides long. The record is from the annotation of a GenBank genome assembly. Lineage: Eukaryota; Metazoa; Cnidaria; Anthozoa; Scleractinia; Poritidae.